UGAGGAGGAAAUAUCAAGCAACUAUGCGACACGGCAAAGAAACUGGCAGAGAAAUAUAGUAAACCAGAGAGAUCGGUCAGCGACAAAGAAGGCAAUACAAUCAUCGAGAUUCAAGAACAGGGGAACAGAUGGGUGGAACAAUUUGAGGAACUCUUGAAUAGACCAGCCCAACUAAACCCAUCGGAUAUUGAAGCAGCACCUACAGACCUUCCUAUAGAUGUCACCCCACCAACGAUCAAAGAAAUCAGUGUGGUCAUCAAGCGAAUCAAGUGUGAGAAAGCAGGAGGACCUAACAACAUACCAACUGAAGCACUGAAGUUAGAUACAGAAGUAACUGCAAGCAUGCUGUAACUACCAGGAAAGUGUUGCUGAACCGGAUGAAGGGUUCAGAAGAUCCCGAAACUCGAGAUCAACAGACUGGAUUCUGUAAGGAUCGGUCGUUUACAGACCAAAUCGCGACACUACGGAUCAUCGUUGAACAUUCAGUUGAAUGGAACUCGUUACAAUACAUCAACAUUAUUGACUAUGUGGCGUUUGACAGCGUGGAUAUGAGAACCCUAUGGAACCUUCUUCGACAUUAUGGUGUACCUGAUAAGAUUUUCAACAUCAUACGGAAUCCACACUGCAAAGUUGUGCAUGGAGGACAGCUGACAGAUGAAUUGCACGUGAGGACCGGAAUUAGACAAGGCUGCUUACUCUCCUUCUUUCUCUUUCUUCUGAUGAUUGACUGGAUUGUGAAGAUCUCGAUAUCUGAGGGAAAGCACGGAAUACGAUGGGCAGCAUGGAUGCAACUACGCGAUUUGAACUUCGCAGAUGAACUAACCCUUCUAUCCUAUACACACGAACAAGUGCAGAUGAAGGCAACUAGUGUAAUAGCAGCCUCUGCAUCUGUAGGCCUCAGUAUACACAAAGGAAAAAGCAAGAUCCUUAAAUACAACACGGAGAAUGCCAACCCAAUCACAUUAGGUGAAGCUCUGGAAGAUGUGGAGUCUCUCACAUCCCUGGGAAGCAUCAUCGAUGAACAAGGAAGAUCGGAUGCAGACGUAAAGGCGAGGAUCGGUAAAUAAGGGCCGCAUUCCUACAAUUGAAGAACAUUUGGAACUCAAAACAACUGUCUGAAAGCCAAAAUCAAAGUCACAAUCUUCAAUGCGAACGUCAAGACAGUUCUACUGUAUGGAGGUGAAACUCGGAGAACUACCACAACCAUCAUCAAAAAUGUACAAGUAUUUAUAAACACUUGUCUACGCAAGAUACUCGAUAUUCGUUGGCUGGAUAGUAUUAGCAACAGCUUACUGUGGGAGAGAACAAACCAGCUUCCAUCUAAAGAGGAAAUUAGGAAAAGACGAUGGAAAUGAAUAGGACAAAUAUUGCGGAAAUCAUCAAACUGCAUCAGGAGGCAAGCCCUAACUUGGAAUCCUGAAGGCAAACGGAAAAGAUGAAAGCCAAAGAGCACACUGCAUUGAGAAUCGGAAGCAGAUAUGAAAAGAAUGAAUAGUAACUGGAAAGCAUCGCCUAGGAUAAAGUUGGAUGAAAAGUGCUGGCGGGCGACCUAUGCUCCACCAAUAGGGGUGAUAGGAGUUAAUAUAUUAUACAUAUAUAAACCGCACACCGCAGUUUCCCAACAGUGUUCGACCUCGUCUCUUAGAAUUUUCUAUGAAACAAGCGAAUUUACAUUUCUGGCAUGCUUUGUAUAGAUGAAAAUGGAAAAUCAAUUUGUAGAAAGUUUCAAAGUGAACCAAGAUUGUAUACAUCUUCAUAAUUUGAUCUGAUUAAACCGGCUAAGAAACACGAUGCAACUUGCAUUCUUAUUAUUAAGUUACUUGAAUUAAUCCAAGUGAUAAAUCUGAAAUACUAUGCACAUUAACCGAUCUCCAGUUUGCUUUAUGAUAUUGUAUACAAUGUUUUGUUUAUUAUUUUUUCGAAGAAUCUUAUCCCCUAUAUAUGGAAUCCAAUCAUAUGGCUUAUCAUUGAACAAAAUAUUCAAUAUAUGGAAUUUUCUUGGAAACGUUUAUUUAACGAUAGUGGCGUUGUCUAGAACCAGUUUGGCGUCGUGAACAAUUACACUUAUCUAGUUAUAUCUAAAUACUUGCACAAGUGUUUCAUAUUCAAUGCA
Molecule: messenger RNA, 2113 nt
Organism: Schistosoma haematobium
Lineage: Eukaryota; Metazoa; Platyhelminthes; Trematoda; Strigeidida; Schistosomatidae
Exons: 1
Coding region: 378-1067 (229 amino acids)
Source: RefSeq, a predicted model, not a curated record